AACUUAAUAUUUUGAUCGGCUACCUAUACCCGAUGGACGCUAACAAAGAGCCGUCAAUCAACAUGGACAAUUCAGAGAUAGUUGUUCUUAGUUCAGAUGAUGAAAAUGAUUCACAGAAUUCUCAUGAUAAUAUUUUGAAUGGAAAAGGUCCCAGUAGUGUUAUAUCUGUUGACGAUGAUGAUAAUACUAAUAAUGACGUAUCUGCCGAAAGUGAUUGUGAGAUCUUAAGUGUUGAAGAUUUGCAAGGUGAAGAGAAGUGGCGUGACAUUCAUGGUCCAUUCAAGCGACUGAAUAGGCUCAUACAAGCUGGCUUUAAUGAUCCGCGGUUAUUACUGGUUCGUGUUUUUGGGAUGGAUGAAGACUCUUUACCAUCUGAUCCUAAUCAUGUAUUAAGUUUAUUAUUGACACUUUUGGCUGAACCUGCUCCACGACGCAGACUGCGUCAUAUUAAUAGUUUAGAAAAAGUUCUGUCACUUUUGUCUACUUGCACCUCAAUCCUUGUAAUCACUGGUGCUGGGAUUUCAGUGUCAUGCGGAAUUCCUGAUUUUCGUUCUCGUGAUGGUAUUUAUGCUCGCUUAUCUCGGGAUUUUCCGGAUCUAUCAAGCCCUCAGGCAAUGUUUGAUAUGUCAUAUUUCAAACGAAAUCCAAUUCCUUUCUUUAAAUUCGCUAAGGAGCUCUUUCCUGGUCAGUUUCAACCUUCAAUCACUCACCGAAUGAUUGCUUUACUGGAGUCCAAAGGAAAAUUGUUGCGUAACUACACACAAAAUAUCGAUACUUUGGAACAGGCUGCUGGGAUUACUCGACUUAUCCAGUGUCAUGGUUCAUUUGCAUCAGCCACAUGUACAAAUUGCAAGCUUAAAGUUUCAUCUGAUUUCAUUAAAGAAGCUAUUUUCACACAGUCUAUACCACGAUGUACACAAUGUUGGCCGUCGAAAAUCGAUUCACCAUCAUCAUCAUCUUCACUAAUAUCACAUGAAAUGAAUGAUUCAGAAUCCACAAAUCAUUCAUCUGAUUUAUCAAAUGUCGACGAAAAUUCUAAUUCCGUUAAUAAUGAUGAUGAACAUAAUAAUAAUAAUAAUAAUAAUAAUAAUAAUAAUAAUAAUAAUAUGUCAACUGAUACACCUCCACAAGUUAAAUCAAAGCGAAAUAAUAAAUCUCGACGUAAACUAGCUUCAUAUGGUGUAUUAAAACCGGAUAUAGUGUUUUUCGGUGAAGGUUUAUCAAAUGAAUUUCAUGACUCGCUUUCCAAUGAUAUAAAACAAACUGAUCUAGUUUUAGUCAUUGGAUCAUCUUUAAAAGUUCGACCUGUCUCUCAUAUUCCUAAUGCUGUUCCCAGACAAGUUCCACAAAUACUUAUUAAUAGAGAACCGUUAUCCAAUCACGAUUUCGAUGUUGAACUUCUGGGAAAUUGCGAUACUAUUGUUAGCGAAUUAUGUCAUCGAUUGGGUUGGGAAGUUCCAGGAUUAUCAGACUAUACGCCCCUCACUGAAGUCCCUUUAAAUUCACUAAAAAUUACAAGUGAACUAUUAAAACCCAAUGAAAGAUCUUCAAAUGUAUCUCAUCUCACUGCUCAGGACACAGGAUCUUUGGAACUAGCAGACAAUGAGUCUGAAACAAAUAGUAAUGCAGAAGUUGAUAAGAAAACUUACAACCCUACCGUUGAUCCUACAUCUGACAAUUCUUCAGAAGUGAUUCAUGGGGAUCCUCCAAAUGAUGAUGCCGUAAUUGAAGUUAGUGAGGAUGAAGAUGAAGAGUUUGCGUGGGAGGUGGCGUCAAGUUUACCACCUGGAACAUUUACUCGUAUUUAUCCAAAUCAAUAUGUUUUCUCUGGUGCUGAAAUUUAUUUAGAAAGUAAACCCGGUGAAAUGACUGUUUCGUGUAAUGCUUCAGAUAUUUCUACUACAUCGAAUCCAUCUUCAUUAUCAUCAUCAUCAUCAGCAUCAUCUGUUUCCGGUCAUAAUGAUGAUUUAGAUAAGAUAAAUGAUUCAUUUAAAAAUGAAUCUAUUUCUAUUGAUAUAACUGAAAAAGAAGAGUCCAGUAUUCAUUCAUCUGAUUCACGUAGAUCUUUAAAACGGCAUAAUUCCAAUGAGAAUCUUUCAUUGAAUGAAGAACAAUCAUCAUCAUCAUCGUUAAAACAACCUCGUUCUAUGUAAAAAAAAAUAAAAAGAAGGAAUAAGAGACAAAAACAAUAGGAAAAAAGUAAACGAGAAAACAACUAAGAAAAAAAAAAGAACUUCAAUAAAACAAGGUUGACAACAACAAAAAACAUGUUAGCUAUUCUGAUCCGUUUCUUUUUGGUUCAUCUCAUUGUUGCUGCUUGUAUAUGUAUGAUAAAAGAUUCUAGUAUAUCAUCCGCCUUUCAUUAUUAUUAUACAUUCAAUUUUUGUACAUUAACGCCAUCAAUAAAAAUAUAUAUUUGUAAACAGCUCACAUUCUUUUGUUUAUGGUUUGUUUAAUACCUUGACGAUCUAUUUGUGUGUGUUGAUCUUUAAUUAUUUUUUUCUCUCUGGGACAUUUAAUCACCACCAACCACCACCACCACCUGUUAAUGAAAUUUGGUCAUUCAUUUUUCAAUUAGUUAACUUAACUCAGAUUUUUUUUAUAAAAAGUAAAUAAAAGGUUAUUAUUAUUGUUCUUCAAUCAUGCGUAUACAUGUAUUUUUCUCACUAAAAAAUUCUUCCCUCCUUUCUUUGCCCCCACCUAGUGUUAAUUUAUUCAUAAUGAAUUAUGAACAUUUUUUUCCAUGCAUUUGUGUACACUAAAAAUUUGUUUGUUUUUUUUCAAUUUUAUUUAUUACAAACAAUUGGUAUAUUAAUAAAAUAAAGAUUUUUUUUUAAAAAAA
Messenger RNA from Schistosoma turkestanicum, 2842 nucleotides. Lineage: Eukaryota; Metazoa; Platyhelminthes; Trematoda; Strigeidida; Schistosomatidae. The record is from the annotation of a GenBank genome assembly.